AUGGGCUAUCUCAAACAAAUUGACAUUGAAAACUUCAAGUCAUGGCGAGGGAAGAAAGUAAUCGGUCCUUUUAUGAGAUUUAAUUGUAUAAUCGGGACUAACGGCUCUGGUAAAUCCAACGUGAUGGACGCCAUAAGUUUCGCCCUGGGGGAGCGGGCUGCCUGUCUGCGGGUGAAGCACCUCCGGGACCUGAUCCACGGAGCCCACAUCGGGAGGCCUGUGCGCGACACCGCCAGGGUCUCCUUGCGGUACUGCGAUCAGGAGGACCAGGAGACCGUGUUCUGCAGGAGUAUUUUUGGGGACUCUUCUGAGUAUCGCAUCAAUGGUGUACAUGUCUCGCUGGCCAAAUACUUGGAGGAGCUGCAGAAAAUCGGCAUUGUGACCAAAGCUCGAAACUGUCUGGUGUUCCAGGGGGCAGUGGAGUCCAUCGCUCUGAAGGACCCAAAGGACAGGACCAAGAUGUUCGAGGUCAUCAGUCAGUCUAAAGAGUAUGCUGCAGAGUAUGAUCAGAAGAAAGAGGCGAUGAUGAAGGCCAAAGAGGACACUCAGUUUCACUUCAACAAGAAGAAAUCUGCUAUUGUGGAGAGGAAACAGGUGUCGCAGGAAAAAGUAGAGACAGUCUCUCUGGACGGGACGCUGUUUUCAAAAUCAGGCAUGAUCUCUGGAGGCUCCAGCGACCUGCGGGCCAAAGCUCGUGGCUGGGACGAGAAGGACAUGCUGCGGCUGAAGGAACGCAAGGACCAGCUGACAGCAGAGAUGCGCGAUUUGAUGAAGCUGAAGCGGAAGGACUCAGACCUGAAGGAGGUCGUUGCUCAGGCUCAGGGCGUUCAGACUCGCCUCAAAUACGCCAAAACUGACCUGGAUAUCAUUAGGAAGAAAGACAUCCUUAAAUGCCAAGCGGAGAUUUCUCGUAUGGAGAGUGAGUUAACAAACCUGGACUGUCAGAUCCAAAUGCAGCAGGAGAGCGUGGAGACAAAGGACGCAGAGAAGGGGAAGAUCAGAGAGCGGGUCGACCAGAUGGAGGACUUGGUGUUUUCUGACUUCUGUGCUGAGAUCGGAGUGGACAACAUCAGACAGUACGAGCAGGAGAACCUGAAACAUCAGACCGAGAUCGACAAUAAACGCCUGGAGUUUGAAAGUCAGUGCACUCGCCUGAACGCACAGCUGGAGUACCAACAAGAACAACUGGAGCAGCAGAAGAAUAAGCUCCACAAAAUGGAGGAAACCAUCGACAAGGAGGAGAGAACCAUGGCCGAGCUGAAGAAGGAGGAGGAGAGGCUGCUGGUUGCGGUGGAGCAGAGUCAGAGCAAAGAUCUGGAGUUGAAGAACCAGCUGCUGGCCAAGAAGAGCCAGAUGGCCGCUGCCAAAGCUGAGCUGGACCUGAACACCCAGAGCCUCCAAGGGAUCAACAAAGAGUUGAUGAAGUUCCAGCGCGAGGUGAUGUCUGCAGAGUCGGCUUUGGAGCAGAAACGUUUGUUCCGACACAACAUGCUGGUCGGCUGUAAGAUCCAGGGUCUGCCCAUCGUCCUGCUGUCAGGGAACCUCGACGAGGUCAGCGAGGCGCAGCUGGACACAGAAACUGAAAGCACUUCAACCAUGAACACCACAAGCAUGUAUGAGAGAGAGGCACAGCUGAUCAUCGACUACUCUGGCCUGGACGAAGAUUUUAGGAGUCUAGAGGCGGAGAAGGAGGUGCAGGCGCACAUUGAGAGGCUGAAUGAGUCCAUGUCCUCCAUCGAGGGAGUUCUGCAGCGCACCACCGCCCCCAACCUCAAAGCUCUGGAGAAGAUAAGGGAGGUGAAGGACAAGCUGCAGGGAGUGACCGACGUGUUUGAAGCCAGCACCAGAGUGGCCAGAAAGUGCAGUCAGGAGUUUGAGCAGGUGAAAGCAAAGCGCCUGCAGCACUUCACUCAGUGCUUCGAUCACGUGUCUGUCGUCAUCGAUCAGAUCUAUAAAAGAAUCUGCAGGAACAACAGCGCCCAGGCCAUUCUGAGUGCAGAGACUCCUGAAGAGCCGUACCUCGGCGGCAUCAACUACAACUGCGUGGCUCCGGGGAAACGCUUCAUGUCCAUGGACAACCUGUCGGGUGGAGAGAAGGCCAUCGCUGCCCUCGCCCUGGUGUUCGCUAUCCACAGUUUCCGCCCCGCUCCCUUCUUGAUCUUGGACGAGGUGGAUGCAGCGCUGGACAAUUCAAACAUCGGCAAAGUGACGAGUUUCAUCAGAGAGGAGUCCAGAGAGAACUUGCAGAUCAUCGUCAUCUCCCUGAAGGAGGGGUUCUUCUCCAAGGCUGACACUUUGCACGGAGUCUACUCAGAUUUUGAUGAAUGCAUGUUCAGCGGCAUUCUGACCCUGGACCUGCGUCCCUACAGUCUGGUGGAAGAUGGAAAUUAGGCAGAAAAGUAGAAGAACCUGAAUGAAGCCCUGGCAUUUUUGUCUCUUACAAUUAUGCUUUCUCAUGUUUAAACAAGUUACCUUCAAGUUAAAUAUAUUAUAGAUCAAAGGAGGAUUUCUAUGUUCAAUUUUAGCCUGUUUUACUAGGUUGAUUUUUACUAAAAAUAUGUUUGUUAGUGAGUCUGUUCUAUGUUAAUAUAAAAAGAAUCUUACACAUUUUGUCAAUAACAAAUCUAAAUGCAGCAUUUCUGCUCUUACGAGUUACAACAUUCAAUUGGUUGAAUUGCAAAAACACCAGCGUUAAAAUUUUAAUAUGUUCAUGUUUUAAAAAGUGUUGUGGCUGUUGUUUAUAUAUACAGAAAGUUUCAUGUUAUUCCACUGUGAUUAAUGUUGGCAUGUUAGGCCUUUGUUUUUUAUACGUGUUCAUUUUAAAUGUUUUGUAUUC
Gymnodraco acuticeps is the source of this 2836-nucleotide messenger RNA. RefSeq names its product structural maintenance of chromosomes 1B (gene smc1b). Gene Ontology annotation, molecular function: ATP hydrolysis activity; ATP binding; DNA binding. Gene Ontology annotation, cellular component: cohesin complex; nucleus; chromosome. The record is from RefSeq and is a predicted model, not a curated record. Gene Ontology annotation, biological process: sister chromatid cohesion. NCBI's taxonomy places the organism in Eukaryota, Metazoa, Chordata, Actinopteri, Perciformes, Bathydraconidae.